Messenger RNA from Babesia ovata, 1827 nucleotides. RefSeq names its product RNase H, putative. The transcript has 2 exons. Lineage: Eukaryota; Apicomplexa; Aconoidasida; Piroplasmida; Babesiidae. The record is from RefSeq and is a predicted model, not a curated record. Bases 1 to 1827 code for a protein of 608 amino acids.
AUGAGCCAGACUCAAGAUCCCGGCGUUUCUUUCGAGACCUUUCUGGACGCACUCGUCGAGGAGCGCGUGUUAGAUUUGAACUAUAAUGGCGUUUUGCCAUCUUUGAUUGCGAGUUUAAGGCGCAGUGGUUGGUAUUUUGAGUCUACGCCCUUCGGACCCCGGUCUAAGGCGGCGUCUAUAUUUUUUAAAGCAUCCCUGCAUAAAGAAUCCUAUCGAAAAUGCGGGGUGGAGCCCAUAUUCAAGCCUCACGAAACUCAGAAGUACCUGCAGAGGCGCCAGACGAUCGUUCACUACUUCAAGCGCGCGAAGUCGGCACCUCCGGAACAAAAGCCAGUGGCGCCAAAUGGAGUUGAUUACCUCAAGAGAACUAUGGACUACAUGUACUAUCUGCCGCGUGGCGAAGGCGGGCAUAUAGAUGCAUUUUGUAAUCGCAUAAUAACGGGAGAUGAAUUGGUGUUCACUGAAUCGGAUCCAUUGACAGGCUCGGAUAAAUCCGAUGCUGACGUUGCCGAUUCAGCUAUCGCAGGGACUAAGGCUGUGGAACCAAAUGUCGGGUCGCCAAAUGUCAAGGGUGAAUAUGGAUUCAAUAGCGCAACUUCGGGCUCCGAGUCAUGUUCAGGAUUCGGUACUGAGGGUGACAUGAGCCAGGAUUCCUCUGUUACGGGUGGUACCCAGGAAACAUACGAGGACCCGUAUGUUAUAAAAAAGCGCAGAAUGGAUCCAUUUGAUACGUAUAUACCACUUAUAAGUGCAUCAUCAGGAGAUUCCACUCCGAAUGCAAGCGGCGAACAUGUUGCAGAACCACAUACCGGCGGAUAUCUGGAUACAACUUGUGCAACCGAUGCGUCGUCACCGACGAACGAUUUGAGCAAUGAUUCAAGCGCCAAUUUGAGCAACACGGGAGAACCGAGUUGUUCCGAUAGUGGUGUGUCAGCGGGUUCCGUCGGUGCAUCGGCCGCGAAUGCCUCGGCAGAGAAGCCGGAACGCAGUCACUUCUGUAACACUUCCGUUAUUAUGUACGGGCGCGCCAAUCUGCUAACUCCGUGUUACUAUGUGAUCAAGCAGCUACUCUCGAAGCCCAUGAGUGAACUGCUUGCGUAUCCGGAACACUUCCGCACUCGCUGUUCCUUUGUGCUGUGGCAAAAUCCUUGCCUGCAGCACCUCUGCGGCCGUGAGAUUCGGUAUGAGUACCGGACCAACGAAGCCACUGCCGCGAAGGUGAUAGAUAUCUUGUCGAACAAGAAGAGCAAAUGCUGUGUUGUUGAGGAUGUUGAUGCCUUACCUGAAGAGCUGCAGUUGGUUAUCGCGAAGCAUAUGCAAAAGAAUGAGCGCCCAUUUUUCUUCUUAAGUAGCCAAAUUAAUCGUGUGUCUCCAGUGCUGCGGGGUUUCUCAUUCAACUUUCGUGUCCCGCCGAUGAACGUUGACAUGUUGGUCGAGAGGGCGCUGUCUCAGAAACUAUGUCCAGGCCUUUUCGUGGGGCUGACUAAAAAGUCCAUACAUGAGUAUGCUCACAGGGCACGUGGUGACGUUGUUGCGCUAUAUUGCACACUGGUUUCGUUGCAGCAGAAGAAAACAGUUUCGUCGAGGCGUGAUAGCCUGCCGCUUAGGCGUAUCGUUCAUUGCAUAGCAUUUCAGGAGAAAACCCUGCGUACGAUAAUGUUUAUAAAAAACAGCGUCUCGAGUCUCGCGUCCGCAUACAAUCGCGACCCCACGAUCUUUUGGUUGGAAUUUCUGGACGAGGUGAACGCAGUUGGUCGGGCAGAGCUUCUGAAACAUAGGGAGAAGUUCCACCACCUCAUCGCACAGGUAUGUUCGAAUAUGUGCUGA